UUCAAAACCAUUCCCACAAUUCUCACACAUACAUGCAGAUUUCAAACAAGCAAAACAGGUCUGCGCCGCCACAGCGCCUCUCUUAUGAGGAAGAAGCCUCGGUAAUGGUGGCGGCGUUGAAGAAUGUUAUCACAGGAGAGGCGAAUCUCUCAAACGCGGCUAAUGACUUGUAUUCCGGCGAUGGGGUCUUCUCUGUUCCGGGCGAUAUGGAGACGUGCGGAUUCUGCGGGAUUAAAGGGUGCUUGGGGUGUAAUUUGUUUAAUGAGGAGAAGAAGGCGCCGGCGGGGAAGAAGAGGAAGAAGAAGAACUACCGGGGAGUGCGGCAGCGGCCGUGGGGGAAAUGGGCGGCGGAGAUACGGGACCCGCGGAGGGCGGUGCGCGUCUGGCUGGGGACGUUCGAGACGGCCGAGGACGCGGCGCGGGCGUAUGAUAGGAAGGCCAUUGAGUUCCGCGGGCCGCGGGCCAAGGUCAAUUUCCCCUUCUCGGACUACACCGCGGCUGCGGGGCCCUCUGCUUCUACUGCUGCUGAGAGCUCGAUGAGCUCUCAGCACAAGCGGAAAGCGGAGAGGGCGGUUGACGCCCCUCCCAACAAAAUUAGUAGUAAACAGGGGAUUUGGGAAACGGGAUCGAGCAGUAAAAAUCAGAGUGAUAAUAUUUGGGAUUUGACGAUUGGGGAAGAAGAGAUGGAGCAGUGGCUGGUGAUGAUGGAUUUCCACAAUGCCGAUUCCUCUGAUUCUGCUAAUGGCGGGAAUGUCCAGUGCGUGUAGUCAUAUUCAAUAUACAGAAUUCAGUUUUAAAUAGAUAGCUGGUUUGAAGAUUUUUUUAUUCAAACGCUUCCUAUA
This is a messenger RNA of Salvia hispanica, 842 nucleotides long. The record is from RefSeq and is a predicted model, not a curated record. NCBI's taxonomy places the organism in Eukaryota, Viridiplantae, Streptophyta, Magnoliopsida, Lamiales, Lamiaceae.